This is a messenger RNA of Melospiza georgiana, 2561 nucleotides long. It is a transcript of the gene MYBL1, whose product is annotated as MYB proto-oncogene like 1. Bases 41 to 2302 code for a protein of 753 amino acids. The transcript has 16 exons. Gene Ontology annotation, cellular component: nucleus. Gene Ontology annotation, biological process: regulation of DNA-templated transcription. The record is from RefSeq and is a predicted model, not a curated record. Gene Ontology annotation, molecular function: DNA-binding transcription factor activity, RNA polymerase II-specific; RNA polymerase II cis-regulatory region sequence-specific DNA binding. NCBI's taxonomy places the organism in Eukaryota, Metazoa, Chordata, Aves, Passeriformes, Passerellidae.
CCCGCGGCCGUGGCGGCCCCCCCUAUGGUGCGCGCCGAGGAUGGCGGAGAGACGGCGCAGUGAGGAAGACGAUGACUUUCAAUAUAUGGAUCAUGACUAUGAAGUACCACAGCAAAAAGGUUUGAAGAAGAUAUGUAGCAAGGUGAAAUGGACCCGUGAAGAGGAUGAAAGGCUAAAGAAGCUGGUGGAACAAAAUGGUACAGAUGAUUGGGCUUUCAUUGCUAGUCAUCUACAAAAUCGUUCAGAUUUUCAGUGCCAGCAUCGGUGGCAGAAGGUACUAAACCCAGAAUUGAUUAAAGGUCCCUGGACUAAAGAAGAAGAUCAGAGGGUUAUUGAAUUAGUUCAGAAGUAUGGUCCAAAGCGCUGGUCUCUAAUUGCAAAACACCUGAAAGGAAGAAUAGGCAAGCAAUGCAGAGAAAGAUGGCAUAACCAUCUCAAUCCUGAGGUAAAAAAGUCUUCAUGGACAGAAGAAGAGGACAGAAUAAUCUAUGAAGCUCACAAGCGUUUGGGAAACCGAUGGGCUGAAAUAGCAAAACUGCUUCCUGGAAGGACUGAUAAUUCGAUUAAAAAUCACUGGAAUUCAACAAUGCGAAGAAAGGUGGAACAGGAAGGAUAUUUGCAAAGUGUUAUAAAGUCUGAAAGUGCUAGUUCUGCUGAACUUCAGCCCCAGCCUUGUCUGACUAUGGAACACUUGCACACUCAGAAUCAAUUUUAUGUGCCUGUUCAGACACAUAUUCCAGCAUAUCAGUAUGCCUCACCAGAAGGCAGCUGUCUAGAACAUGCUCCAUCUUCUUCCAACAUAGUUCAGCAGCCAUUUAUUGAUGAUGAUCCUGAUAAAGAAAAGAAAAUAAAGGAACUUGAAUUGCUACUUAUGUCAGCAGAGAAUGAAAUCAGAAGAAAACAAAUGUCUUCUCAAGCUGGAAGCUUGUCUUGUUGGUCUGGAAAUUUUAUCAUGGAGGAUUGUAUGCCUAAUACACUAAGUAGCCUUGAGGAACAAACAAGUAAUUUCUACAGCAUGGAUGAGACCCGCAUCACACCUGUUCAGCAGAAUUCACCACCUAAGUACUUGGGUGUAGAAGCAAAUAGAAUGUUAACACCUCUACAGACCAUUCCAGAAUUUGCAGAGGCACUAGAUCUUAUGGAAAUUGAUCCGGUGGCAUGGAGCGAUACGUGCUUUGAGCUCUCCGAGGCCGUUGUGUCCCCUGUCAAGCCGGCCCCAGUGAAACUGAUGCGGCUCCAGCACAGCGACGGGGCUGCCGAGUGCCAGUACAACGUGGGCGUGAUGCUCGAUGGCAAAAACCACAGCAACAUCAGCGGGGACGAGGAAACCGUUUUUUCAUCAACCUCAAACUUAAGCAAGUUCAGCAAUCCACCUGCUAUCCUGAGAAAGAAGAAGAGAUUGCGUGCUGGGCAGUCCCCGGUUCCUGAGCUGAACGACGGCUUGUGCAACGAUGCCGUCAAUGUGGCACUGAAGCGCACGCCAGUGAAAACACUACCGUUCUCUCCAUCACAGUUUUUCAACACUUGUUCUGGAAAUGAACAAUUUAACUUUGAAAAUCCUGCAUUUACAUCAACUCCAAUCUGUGGGCAGAAAGUUCUUAUUACGACUCCUUUACACAAGGAAAUGACACCACAAGAUCAAAAGGAAAAUGUGGGUUUUAGAAGUCCCACAAUGAGAAGAUCUCUUUUGGGUUCAACACCAAGGACACCAACUCCUUUUAAGAAUGCUUUGGCUGCUCAGGAAAAAAAGUAUGGUCCCCUCAGACUUAUGUCACAACCACUUGCCUUCUCGGAGGAAGACAUUAGGGAAGUUUUGAAAGAGGAAACUGGAACAGAUAUAUUUCCCAAGGAGGAAGAUGACGCUUUGUAUAAAAACUGCAAGCAGGAGCACAACUUUUCUAAAAAAGUCAGAAAAUCACUGGUCCUAGAUCCACAGGAUAAAGAAGAGGUUGGGGCCCAGCAUUUGACAGAAGAUAAUAGUUUAGAUGUACAGUCAAAAAAUGCAUACACCACAUCUUUAUUAAUGACACCAUUGUUGGAAAUACAGGACAACAGAUGUAACCUGACAUCAGAAAAACAGGAUACAAAUCCAGCAAACAAAGCAAAUGCAGUAAUUAAGAAGAAACUGAAUACAUGUGCUACAAAAAAUGUCAAAAUGGAGAAAACUCUUCAGCCAAGUCGUGACUGGGAGGCAGUUGUUUAUGGAAAAACAGAAGACCAGCUUAUCAUGACUGAACAAGCAAGAAGGUAUCUGAGCACAUACACAGCUACCAACAGCAAUUCAAGGUCUCUGAUACUGUGAUGGUCACUGCAACUGACAGCCAUCUCUUUCCAUUGAAACUGAAACAAUGUUGAAGGCCAUUCCCGUGCCAUACUUGGGAAUUGAGUCUUUGAGAGAGUCUGCCAAGGGAAACCUUAAAGCUACCUUAAAGCUUCCUUUCUUCUUCUGACUGACAAAGAACAGACACGAAGCUCUUGCAUUCUUUACGAAGGGAUACCGCAAACAGUUCUGCAAUGAAUUUUUUAGAUAUUAAAAGAGUAACCCCCUAAAAUAUAAAGAA